Molecule: messenger RNA, 333 nt
Organism: Osmia bicornis bicornis
Lineage: Eukaryota; Metazoa; Arthropoda; Insecta; Hymenoptera; Megachilidae
Product: UPF0691 protein C9orf116 homolog
Exons: 2
Coding region: 1-333 (110 amino acids)
Biological process (GO): axoneme assembly
Cellular component (GO): axonemal microtubule
Source: RefSeq, a predicted model, not a curated record
AUGAUCGAAAAACCAUGUGUGUGCGAAGGAAAGGAAGAAGAGAAGGAGGGAAUAUCUUUUGGACCACGCACCGAUGACAUUUAUCGUACCUGUAAUCUACCAACGCGAUUCAUGUACCCACGCGUGUUCCAGGGAUAUCGACAGGACGAGACUCCUCUCCCUCAUCCUUGUUACAGGAGCACGACGAUGGACUACGGAUGGUACGCACCGACCGUUCACACAGUGCCCACCAGAUAUUAUCCUCGAAAUACUUCUUUCAGUGAGGGCCAAGCAAUCGGUGGGAUGUAUCGAAACUGCUCUGUCAAUACAGAAUUGGAUAAAAGUGUUAUUUAG